Messenger RNA from Micromonas pusilla CCMP1545, 408 nucleotides. RefSeq lists its product as uncharacterized. The transcript has 2 exons. The record is from RefSeq and is a predicted model, not a curated record. The coding region runs from base 1 to 408 and encodes 135 amino acids. Lineage: Eukaryota; Viridiplantae; Chlorophyta; Mamiellophyceae; Mamiellales; Mamiellaceae.
AUGGCGCUCCGCCGGACCCUCGCCGCGGCCGCGACCGUCUGGUCGAACCCGCGCGCAUCGCGCGCGGUCUUCGCGCGCGGGCUCGCGGGAAGCGUCGAGAAGUUCAAGGAAGGUCCCCCGGUCCAGAGCAAGCGCCCGGCGUACGUCGACGGCGUGGACACCCCGCACACGGCCAAGUGGAUGGAGGACGAAACCAAGCGGCCGCCGUCGGAGAUGAUCGCGGAGGUGCCCCCCAUUCCCAUCCACGCGGACCGCGUCUCGUGCGCCACCAAGGGCGCGUGUCACGAUCUGUACGGCGAACGGAUGGGCCUCGGCGCGCCGAACACGUACUACCAGCUCAACAGCACGACGCCGGAGAACCCGGUGAAGUGCAAGUACUGCGGACUGCGGUUCUACGGCGUGCACUGA